GGAAGUGCGGGAAAAUGCGACGCGAGGCUUUCCCGCGAUUGCCAGGAAAUCCGCCGAAUACCGCGAGCGCUAAAGAGAGAAAGAGAGAAAGAGUGAGAUAGAGAAUGAGAAGAUCUCAGAAUUCGAAAAUAACCGCAAACGAGGGAAGAGACAAGAGGGCACAGAACGAAUUCGUCGGUUCCGGGUAAAGGAGGGGAGUUUCCCUGACGAUGGGUGUCUUCUGCUGCUCUCCGGUGCUUUCGCUUUUCCGCGAGUCCAGUGUGUUUCGCCAACCGAGAAACCCGCGUACUCCACGUAUAUUAACGCGAAGUAAUUGGAGACAAGAUUAAUUACACCAAACAUGGCCACCCAAAAAAGAUUCGUGAACAAACAGUUCAAUUCUCCUAUCAAUUUAUAUUCACCACAAGCGAUACAAGAAACUCUGGAUAAACAGACUCAAGUGUUGGCCAACGGUGCUGUCGGAAUCGACUUCACCCAGUUGGCCAAGCCAGCGAACCUGCAGAACAGCGCAGUUCUACGUAUGCUUGAAGAAGAAGAAGCGAGACAGCGCGGUGGUCAGCCUAAUCUUAAGCGAGUAGCUUGGCCGCCACCUCCAGAGGAUCAAGACUACGAUUACGUGGAGCAAGCUCCCGUUCAGGCGAAGACCCGUGGAUACGGUGAUCCCGGCUCCUUCCAGAGCAGCCCUUCCUCGUCAGGUCCAUCACCCCAACCAUCCUCGACGGUCGCACGGUCAUCAACACAGAGCGCUGUUCCGUCGUCCCCGUCGCCGGUUAGUCCUAGCGGCACGCUCCUGCGACAGCCCUCGCACUUCCAGCAACAACAGACAGCUGCUACAUCCUGGGCGCCGGUGACACCUCCGGCGACCUCGCCGCUGUUGCAACAGCAGCCUCCAUUUCCGAGACAGAAGCAACAGCAGCAACAGGUUCAGUCUUGGCAGCAACACCCUCAGGAUCCAUACGACCGGGCACCGCAGAGACUACCGAAUCAACCGCUUUCUGCGGCGUUCGAAGCACCACCUUCCACUAUCGUUCUGCGUCCUGAGCCGCCUAUUUCACAGACACCUGCACCGGUGUACCAAGCUCAACCAGCAGCGACCAAGGCUCCCGCGACAGGCAACAUGCGAGGUGAUCUAAAGUGGCCGCCGGCCAACGUAAAGGCCCAGGUUGAGGCAGAAAAUCGCGCCAGAAUGGAUCUCGCUAAAGGUCCCGCUUUCAGGCCGCGUCGAGUGCAAAAGGACUACAGCGGUUUCUUCGCGCAACACGCCUUAAACAACUCGUAUCCGGGCUAUCGAGCUCCGCCAGGCACUCAAUAUUUCACCCCGGCUUACCACCAUUAGUGAAUAUUCCGAUUUCGCGAACAAAUGCACGAGGUACCGCCUCUGAGUCUCUCGCCGAGAGAAAUCGAAAUCAUCGAGAUGCUCAGGACGCUGUGCGCAGACUUCUCGAGAUCUGCAAAGAAUCGGAGAGGCACAUGGAGAAAGAUGUACACAUGAUAUUAUUUUAUAAAAAUUUUAAUAUUAUUGCAAUGAAUAGAAUUAUCCGCAAAAAAUUUCUCACGUAAUUCUUUUAUUGAAAACAAGUCUGUAGAUCGUGUUACUACUUUCACAGAAUGUGGUCCAGAAAAGAAGUCUUAAUUUUUUUUUUUUUUUCUUGUUUUCGCGUAUUGUCUUCAUGCACUUCUCAGGUUUUUCAGAGAGAUUUCGAAUUUCAACAAACUCGUUUACAUUUCAGAGACUGAAUGGUUGCCUUUUAUCUUUCAGGGUAACGUAAAUUAAUUACCAAAGUUUAUUUGAGAUGGCAUUCGGUUUAUUAUCAAUCUGGACAAUUGUCGUUCAGAAAUGUCCUUAUUUGUGAGCACUGCGUUCAUACAUCACACACACACAUACACAACACACGCACACACAAACAAUAAUACAAAAUAGAAAUAUAUUUACAUUUUUGCUUGUGUUAACGUAUCUCCAAGUUUGGGAAUUUCUGAUAAAAUGUAUUUUUUCAUUGUGAUAGAAUUAAAUGUCGUGAACAAUACAGAUUUAUAAAACUAACGCUUGCCAUUACAAAUCAUCAAGAGUGACAGAUCACAAAAAGGUGCUUAAAAGAUUUCGAGUGAUAGUGGCAGAUUGUACUUCUCUUUUUUGCGAAAACAGUCACGAUAUGGUAAAGUAACGACCAGCGAAUAUAAUAUACGAAAUAAACGAUCGAAUUAUAUGAAUGCAUAAUUGAUUGUAUAUUUAUCUACAUAUAAAUACCGAAGCGCAACGCAUUUUUUGUAACGCGAUUCGGCAACGGUCUGUCCGUUAUAACUAACCGACGAAUAAUUUUUAAUAAAUGUAAUAUAUAAUAUA
This is a messenger RNA of Pseudomyrmex gracilis, 2341 nucleotides long. RefSeq names its product potassium/sodium hyperpolarization-activated cyclic nucleotide-gated channel 1-like. NCBI's taxonomy places the organism in Eukaryota, Metazoa, Arthropoda, Insecta, Hymenoptera, Formicidae. Bases 341 to 1336 code for a protein of 331 amino acids. The record is from RefSeq and is a predicted model, not a curated record. The transcript has 7 exons.